This is a messenger RNA of Mya arenaria, 7675 nucleotides long. Its product is annotated as kelch domain-containing protein 2-like. Gene Ontology annotation, molecular function: protein binding. NCBI's taxonomy places the organism in Eukaryota, Metazoa, Mollusca, Bivalvia, Myida, Myidae. The record is from RefSeq and is a predicted model, not a curated record. The coding region runs from base 69 to 1418 and encodes 449 amino acids. The transcript is spliced from 9 exons.
CAACAAUGCCAUUAUUCGAUAUAGAACCACCAACAAAUAAUAAAAGAAAAUAAAAAAAAAAACACAAUAUGGAAACCACAGACACUGAAAAAGAAGCGUUUUAUCCUAUUUUCAAUGUUUAUUCACGAGUUGGUCACGUCUGUGCUUCUGUUCAAAAUAAUGUGAUAGUUUGGGGAGGCUAUAGGAAUGAUCCGGAUAUUUUUGCGGAGAAAUAUCUCCCUUCCACAAAAAUUAAUGUUUAUCACACAGAUCAUAGAUAUUGGACAGCACAUGAGACAACAGGCUAUAUUCCACCUGGUACGUCUGGAGCUUGUGCAGUCAUUAUAGACCACAAGCUAUAUGUGUUUGCCGGCCACACACGAAAUGGCAAUACCAACUGCCUGUAUUACCUGGACUUGACAACCCUGUGCUGGACCAACCUCACUCCAACACUGGCUACUGAUGAUGAAAAUGAGGAGCAGGGAGUCCAUAAAGGCGACAUCAACGUUAACCAUAAAGGCGAUUUCAACGUUGACCAUAAAGGCGACAAUAACAAGAAGGAAGAACAACUGUGGCCAAGUCCAAGGGACAAAUUUACAAUGUGGUCUUAUAAGCACAGACUAUACUGUUUUGGAGGGUUUGGACCUAACUUCACCUGUGAUAAUCUCGGUGUUCAUGGACAGUUUGUGUAUGGAGAGGAAGGAAAUGGGUUGUCCCAUCGUGGCUGGAACAAUCAGCUACUGGUGUACGACACCAUCACCAACACCUGGACAAACCCAGCAUGCAAGGGUACGGCCCCAUUACCCAGGGCUGCACAUGCAGCAGCGAGAUCCAGGGGUCAGGUUUAUAUAUUUGGUGGUCGCCAUAGGAACAGACGCAUGAAUGACCUUCAUUGCCUUGACCUUGACUCACUUACCUGGUCUGGAGAGUUGUUUGUGGAUGGGGCAUGUCCAUGUGGCCGGUCCUGGCAUACCCUCACUGCUGCCUCUGAUGAUGUAGCCUUCCUGUAUGGAGGUUACUCGGAAGAAGGGGUUCCUUUAGAUGAUGCUUGGCAGCUUCACUAUGUUAGUCGACAGUGGACACAAGUAACAGUGCGAGAACGUCGGCCUCGCCUGUGGCACACGUGUGCUUGCACAUCUGACGGAGAUCUCCUUGUGUUUGGAGGAUGUGAAAAUGAUAUUCUAAAUUAUGAGGAAUGGAGUAUACAACCCAAUGAUGUCCUAAGUUUGCGAAUACAGCCUGCAAGAUUACAAAGACUCUGCCUUGAAACAGCAUCUAUCUAUAAAGAAGUGACUUCUCAAAGUUGGGAGAUUCUCCCGAAACACCUGUGUGAAUGGCUUGUUAGAAGGCAGACAAUAGAAGAGUUAAGAUCAGGGAGAGAGGCAGAGCCAAACCCUGUGCCCCAUGGAGCACAUGGCCAGACUUGCGCCAUCUCCUGAGACUGAUUACAUUAAUGAUGUUGUUAACUUUAAAACAAACAUUUGAACAAUUGGCCCAUUGUUACUCAUGGCUGGCCAGUGGUGUACAAGGACUUAAAAAAGAAGGAUCACUUCUUUGUCCAGUGUCAUUGUUUGCUAUAAGCAUCCUCAUGUUGCUUUCUGCCUCGGGCUAUAACAUUGCCAGAUCUUUUUCUCAUAAGAAAAUUUUAUGUAUCUUUGCUGAAUGAUUACUAACUGCACUGAAGCAAUGCGUUGACCCUAAAAGUAAGGAUCCAAUAUCACUGAAAGAUUUCAUUUUUUUUUUUUUUUUUCAAUUUUGAAAAUCUAUUUCUGAGGAAUAUUAUAGAGUAGUAUUUAUAAGUGGAUCGAUUUUUUUUUUUUACAAGCAUUUACAUUUAAGUCAAUAUCAUGUAUUGCAUUUAAACUUUAGACACUUGUUCUCUUCCUUCCAACCUGAGUUUAUUACUGUAAGUUAGAUAACUCUAUCCAGCACAUAAUUCAAAUCAUGGCCCUUUAUUAUUUGACUCAAAAAUUCCGUUAACGUGUUGCAUGUAAGCACACAUAAGUCAUUAUAUUAGCAACUUCUUGACAUAUUGCAUUGAAACUUUAUACCAGGGUUUUCAAACUUUUAACCUACUUUAUUAAUCAAAAUAGUUAACUGUACUUUGGAUAUGAUGCAAAUUAUGACCCUUUAUAAUUGAUUUAAUAACUCUGAAUAAGAUUUUGCAUGUAAGCAUGCAUAAGUCAAUUUAUCAGCAACUACUUGAUGUACCGGUAUUGCAUUAUUGCAUUAAAACUGUCCAACCUGGUUAACUUAACAAGUCAGAUAAUUAUCUUGCAUGUAAUUCAAAUUAAGGCCCUUAUCAUUCAACUUAGAAAUUCUUAUUCAAAGAGGUGAAACAGUUGAGCAUGUCUGUGACAGCUCUUGCUAAUCAGGUCAUCAUUUUAAUACUGCCUAAUGUUAAAUUCACACAAUAUUAAACCAAAUAAAGAAAAUAUGGUACGAAGAUAAAUUCAAUAAAUUCCUAACUAGACCUUUUUCUGGAAUUCUCAACCUCCGAGAAAACUUACAGAAAUAUAACUAUGUUUUCUUUAUACCUAGAAUGAUUUCUGAGCAUUUUAAGACAUUUGUUUACUUGUGUUGUAUGCCAAGAAAUGCAUACUUGAGGGCAUUUAUAAAAUAGAAAUCAAUGCAUUAUGGGUCUGUGGGUCUAGCUGAAGUUUGCUGUUAUUAAAAAGGAAACUCGGUAUUUAGCAAAUUCAUGUAGAGACAUCCCUUUUGGUUGCAUUAGUGACUGUUAGGGGUUGACGAGGCUGUUACUUAAAGAAGAAAAAUGGUUUCCACUAUAUAUUUUGAGUUAGGAAUCAUGUAUAUUUACAGAGCUUGGUGUUUAGCAAGCUCUAGUGGAGAUGUAUGUUUGAAUAACAUUUGUGGUCAGUGGGGUCGAUGUCAUUUGUGUUACUAGUAUUUGAAAUUAAAAUAUUGUUUCCGUUUAGUGACUUAAUCACGAAUGAUGUAUAGUGAUGAGACCUAUUGUUUUGCAAGCUUGUGAUGGCUUUGUGGUUGGUUAGGUCAAUGUCAUGGUUGUUGUUACUGAAUAUAAAAAUACUUUUCAAUUAAUAACUUGGAGUUGAGUUGAAUUUGGUAUGUGGAAACAUAUCUUGUUAAUGAGUUUUAGCUGAAUAUGGUCAUGGUCAUUGCUUCUAAUAAAACUUCUUGAUUUUAGUUAAGAAUAACAUAAAGUGAUAAAGUGUGGUCGCUGCUUGUAUUUCAUUUUCUUGUUGAAGCCAAUGACUAUUUUUAUUUCCCAGUGACAUGUGUGGAAUUGGGUCGGGAAUAAAAAAAAAACACUUGCAAAAAUGAAAAGAACAAGCCUUAUAUGUAUACAAAUUUUUUUUCAUCAAAUCAUCGUAAAUAACUACUAAAUAAUUAUACCUGUUUACCAUAUCUUCAAUAUGAAACGAUAUAUUAAUUCUAAGAUAUGAAAUAGGUAAGAAGUAUACUAUAGAAUGCCUGAAUCUGUGAGGCAUUAUCUCUGUAAUUGUCAGAAUCUUUGAGGCAAAAUCUCUAUAAUUUUCUUUUUACUUUCAAAAUCAAAAAAGUAAAGGAAACAAAAGGUUAGUUGCACAUAAAGUUUAGUAUGUGUUACUCAAUGUAAUGAUGAUACAAAAAUAAGCAUUUUUAUGCCCCCGAAGGUGGGCAUGUUAAAAUUGCACCGUUCGUCUGUCGGUCCGUGUGUCCGGCUCAAUAACUUGUGUCCGGGCUGUAACUUUCCCUUGUAUGGACAGAUUUUAAAAUAACUUGCCACAUUUAAUCCACAUACCAAGACAACCUGUCGCGUGCAAGACCCGCGUCCCUACCUCUAAGGUCAAGAUCACACUUAGUGUUUAUUCACAAUGGAGUGCUGUAUAUAAGGACAUAUAGUAUAGGUUGUCGUGUCCGGGCUGUAACUUUCCCUUGUAUGGACAGACUUUAAAAUAACUUGCCACAAGUGUUCCACAUACUUAGACGAUGUGUCACGUGCAAGAGCCGUGUCCCUACCUCUAAGGUCAAGGUCACACUUAGGUGUUUAUUCACAAUGGAGUGCUGCAUAUAAAGACAUAGAGUAUAGGUUGUCGUGUCCGGGCUGUAACUUUCCCUUGUAUGGACAGACUUUAAAAUGACUUGCCACAUGUGUUCCACAUACCAAGACGAUGUGUCACAUGCAAGAGCCGUGUCCCUACCUCUAAGGUCAAGGUCACACUUAGGUGUUUAUUCACAAUGGAGUGCUGCAUAUAAAGACAUAGAGUAUAGGUUGUCGUGUCCGGGCUGUAACUUUCCCUUGUAUGGACAGACUUUAAAAUAACUUGCCACAUGUGUUCCACAUACCAAGACGAUGUGUCGCGUGCAAGACCCGUGUCCCUACCUCUAAGGUCAAGGUCACACUUAGUGUUUAUUCACAAUGGAGUGCUGCAUAUAAGGACAUAGAGUAUAGGUUGUCGUGUCCAGGCUGUAACUUUUCCUUGUAUGGACAGAUUUUAAAAUAUCUUGCCACAUGUGUUUGACAUACCAAGACGACGUGACGCAUGCAAGACCCGUGCCCCUAGCUCUAAGUUCAAGGUCACACUUAGUGUUUAUUCACAAUGAAAUGCUGCUAAUAAGGACACAGGGUAUAGUUUGGUGUGUCCGGGCUAUAACUUUUUCUGGUAUGGACAGAUUUUAAAAUAACUUGGCACAUGUGUUUGAAAUACCAAGACGAGGUGUUGCGUACAAGACCCAUGUCCCUACCUCUAAUGUCAAGGUCACACUUAGGUGUUUAUUCACAAUUGAAUGCUGCAUAUAUAAGGACAUAGAGUAUAGGUUGUCGUGUCCGGGCUGUAACUUUUUCUUGUAUGGACAGAUUUCAAAAUGACUUGCCACAUGUGUUCCACAUACCAAGACGCGUGCAAGACCCAUGUCCCUACCUCUAAGUUCAAGGUCACACUUAGUGUUUAUUCACAAUGGAAUGCUGCAUAUAAAGACACAGAGUAUAGUUUGUCGUGUCCGGGCUGUAACUUUCUCUUGUAUUGACAGAUUUUAAAAUAACUUGCCACUUGUGUUUGACACACCAAGGCGACAUGUCGCGUACAAGACCCAUGUCCCUACCUCUAAGGUGAAAGAUACACUUAGUGUUUAUUCACAAUGCAAUGCUGAAUAUAAGGACAUAACAGUGUAGGUUGUCAAGUAUGGGUUGUAUUUUUUUAUGUUCAGAGGCAAUUUAAAAUAUCUUAUGUAUUUGACACGUAAAGGCAAGAUCAACUUUUCAUGUACUGACCUUGUCAUAGGUCAAUGUCACUUUCGGGGGCAUUCGUCACAUACUGUGACAGGUCUUGUUAGUUUGUUUUUUCUCAAAAUUAUGCCUGUUAAAAAAGUCAGGUAAUUCUUUAAUACAUUCAACAUUGAUUUAUCUUUGGAGUUGUUAACUUGAUCAAUGAUUGAUUUUCAAAUGUUAAUAAGCAGUGAUUAUCUAAUGUCUUUGCCAAAAAUGCUAUUUUGUUUUAAUGAUUAUUAUGUUUAUGAAUUUACGUUUUAUUCAUGAUAAUAUUAUUCCAAAAGGAUUGUGCAUAAUCACAUUUCCAAAAUAAGUGUCUGAGCGUCGCUUGUCCCUUACCACAAACACUGCAUUUGCCAUUUGAAAAUCUGAGUAUGUUUAGGGUAUGUUAACAAAAAAUGAUCUGUAAAUAUUUGAAAUAAAGUUAUUCGGCUUUCACUGAAGCCAAUGAUUUUUGUCAACAAUUGUACAUUUUGUUCCAUGGAAGUUCACACAAGAGAGUAUGCUGCUUGUUUUGUUCCAUGGAAGUUCACACAAGAGGGUAUGCUGCUUGUUUUGUUCCAUGGAAGUUCACGCAAGAGAGUAUGCUGUUGUUUUGAUCCAUUGGAGUUCAUGCAAUAGAUUAUGCUGCUUGUUUUGUUCCAUGGAAGUUCAUGCAAGAGAGUAUGCUGCUUGCUUUGAUCCACGGCAGUUCACCCAAGAGAGUAUGUUGUUUGUUUUGUUCCAUGGAAGUUCAUGCUGCUUGUUUUUUACCAUCAAAGUUCACGCUAAAGAUUAUGCUGCUGGUUUUGUUCCAUGGAAGUUCAUGCAAAAGAGUAUGCUGCUUGUUUUUCCUUAGACACCCAAAACUAUAAUUAAGGAUGAUUGUCCAAAUUUAAAACCUAGUUUAGCCACCUUGUGGUGUUUUAGUUUGAUAACUUAACCCAGAUUUUCAUCAAACUGAGGCAACAUGUCUUAAGAAUUACUCAUGGAUAACACAGGCAAAUAGCUGUCUUUGGGGGUCAAGCUUGUUCUGAGAAGGUGUAAUAAAAGUGACUACGGGCUCUGCUGAAGAAUACUUUUCUAGAUUUUAAUAUGUAAAGUGAUAAACUUUUUCUUUGUUUGUUUUUUGUUCUUUUUGUAGGGUUAUUUUUAACAAAUCUCUAUUGUUAUACUACUACAAUGUAUGUGUAUGAAACACGUGUGUAUCUUUAUAAAUGUUAUAGAACUACUCUACUCUCUAGUCCAUCUGCUUACUUUUAGUAUGCAUAGACAUUUACAGUUAGAUAAUUAUACUGGUAGUAUAAUCUUAUUUUUUAUAAAUUCUAAAACAGAUUCGUCAUCACAUGUGACAGUAGAAGCCAGGGCCCAUAUUUCAACCGAGGAAAGAUACACAAUUUUUAGAAAUCGAUUUGAUAGAACAUGCAGUAACAUCACUUUAAAAGAACUCUCUUGUAUUUAUGAGGGUGAAGAAAUUGCGUGUAAUAAUGGAAAGUCAUCAUAAGAAGUUUAAAUAAGAAUUAUUGUGUUCUUUAAUAAAUUAAAAUAUACAGAAAAUACUUUAUUGUGCCAAAAUGUGUAUGGCGAAAAGAAUUGAUUUGGGCUAGUGCCGUAAGCAUAUGUAAUCUACUCUUUCAAGAAAACAGCUAAAUGGCUAUAAAUAAAACCAGGUGUGGUAAAAUAAAGGAGAAAAAUAAAAAAGAUUAUUGAGAGACAUUUGAUGAAAAAAUAUAAGUGAUACAAAAACACAAUUCAUUGCAUUGUAAAAGGAUGUUGGUAAAAUUUGUGGGGAGCAGCAAAUCGGCCCCUUACCAAAUCGGCCUACUUUCAAAUCGGCCCCUUAGAUGUUUCGGCCCUGCCAUUUCGUCCCCUUAAUUAAAUUGACUCGAGACGUUUCGGCCCCUUACUGAAUUUCAACAGAGACAUUUCGGCCCCUUACUUUUUAUUUUAUUUUGUAUAAAGAAAAAACAUUUUUCAAAUUGUAUUUCAAAAGACGUUGUACAUGAGAUCUGUAAAGUCACAAAUAGACAUUCAUGAAAUAUAUUGAUAAGAUUGCAAAAGCAUUAAACUCUAAACCCUUGUCUUGAAUAUAAAAAGAAAAAAAAAGAAAGAAUAUACAUUGUUAAAACUUUUAAUAUAAAUCAAAUAUAAUAAAAACUUCAAAGAAAAAUUGUCUUUGAUCAAUGCAUUCUUUGCCAGGCAAACUGUUGGUGUUGUAGGUGUGAAAAAGACUUUCAAAGACGUGUGAGUGUGAUUGAAUAAGUGUCUUUUAUUUCUUAAUGUUUUGUGUUUUGGACUUUUGAUAAUAUUUGUAAUGUCUGAUUCGGAUUUGUGUAUUGUGUGUGAUAAGGUUGUGAGGCCGCUGCAACAGGCCAUCACCUGCGAUGAAUGUGACAGAUGGCAGCACCGAGUCUGCGAUACAGGUGUUAGCAAUAUUAAUGUUUUGUAGACAACCCUAAAAUGUAUAAUAAAUCUUUCAAGAUAUGA